This is a messenger RNA of Perkinsus marinus ATCC 50983, 267 nucleotides long. RefSeq lists its product as hypothetical. The record is from RefSeq and is a predicted model, not a curated record. The transcript has a single exon. NCBI's taxonomy places the organism in Eukaryota, Perkinsozoa, Perkinsida, Perkinsidae. The annotation marks the transcript as partial.
AUGGCUGCUGAUAUCGAUCUCUCAACUGCUAUCAUCGACUGUUACUCUACCAAUGAGGAGAUGUUCGUUGCCGACGACGGUGACCUACAGGCUGUGGAAAGUGGUCUGCAACGACCGUCGUCGAAAUCGUCGGCAGCAUCUGAAGCAGGAGAUGUGCUGGAUCGUCGAGUUGAUGAGGUGUUGGCUCGAGCAUCAGCUGAGCUACACAAGAACGGGAAAGACUAUAAGGGUCGAGAGAAGGAACUCCUCCGAACUUUAUUCACCAGA